AUGGAAAUGGGGUCCUCCAUCACCUACACUGACUUCCAAGCCACGCUCCGGGCUGUUGUGGAGCAGAGAAGCCAGCAGUAUCAGAACAUCUAUUCGAUUGCUGUGAGAUGGGAGCUGGAUGAUACAAAUGCCGAACUAGAUACCGCGCACUUUCAAAGCAUGCUGAAGAAUUUCGGUACUAAUCCAGCUGAGGUUCUGGUUCUUGGUUCUGAUGAUGAUUACCCUGUAUACACCUUAUCAAGAGCCUGGCUCAAUUUUACAGCGAAAGCGAGACUCAACAACGAACGCAACUUGAUAAUAUUCCAUUAUGCAGGCCACGGAACGACCAAGAAUGGGUCUUUCAAUAUUGUGGAAAACAUGAGCGAAGAAUCAAAGACUGCCAAUUUCGAAAGGGCUAUCCUUGCAGACGUCAAGGACCCGAAGGGGUUCUCGGAUACUAUCGAUAUCCUGUUCAUCCUUGAUUGCUGCUAUGCUCAUUACACAACCCGAGCACCAAAGACUACUCGCAAUGUUAUUGAGAUUCUUGCAGCAACAAGCUCCCAGACAGUCACAGCAAGAUCCGCACCAAAUAACACUUUUACAGCGAAACUGGCUAACGAGAUUGCUCGAAGGAAGAAAGCGCAUCAUGAAAGUGUGGAGUUUACCAGCGUGUUUCAAAGCCUUCUCACCCGAUCAUCGACUAUAGUGAGACCCACGCAUGCCUUGCUCGUUGGUGCAGCUUCAGUUAACAUACCACUCAACGGACAUAGAACGGUAGACCCGCGAACUAUUCCCGCGGAUUACAACGCUCUUUUCGCUGUUAAUGUCUCAAGGGAUAUCACAAAGGAAGAGCUACAAGAGCUCAGCACAUGGAUGCGGAAACUGCCAUCGUUCGCGGGAUUGAAGAUAGAGAAUAUCUAUCACACUCAAUCUAUGUGCUUGAUUAUGCGUGCUUCAUUUUCGGUCUACACCAAGUUACACAAUAUGCAAGGAUACAAUCUAAUUGCGGAAAAUCCUAGUCCGGCGCUAACUCAUCUCUUGCAAUCUGAGCUGUCUGAAGAACCUGCUUCUCCUCCUUCCCAGCAGUCCAUGAUGUCUGAAAGGCGCUAG
This is a messenger RNA of Aspergillus eucalypticola CBS 122712, 1089 nucleotides long. RefSeq lists its product as uncharacterized. Bases 1 to 1089 code for a protein of 362 amino acids. Lineage: Eukaryota; Fungi; Ascomycota; Eurotiomycetes; Eurotiales; Aspergillaceae. The record is from RefSeq and is a predicted model, not a curated record. Gene Ontology annotation, biological process: proteolysis. The transcript has a single exon. Gene Ontology annotation, molecular function: cysteine-type endopeptidase activity.